UUAGUGGGGACAGAAUAUACCAUACGUCAUCGAGUCGUUUCCGCACUUAAGGCAUCACAAUAAAAAAUAUUCAGUUAUCAGUUGGACAUCAAACCAAGUGUAUUAUCAACGUAUUAAAAAUGUUUUGCGCGAUACUAGCAUUAGUUGCACUUGCGUAUAUAUUGUGGGACGUUAAUUACUUUCUUAGAAUUGCCUUCACAAUAGUAACAGGAAGAUUGUUCCAAAAGAGAUGCGGAAUCAACGAUACUACAACAAUUUACGGUUUUUGUACAACACAAGAUGUUGAUAUAUUCUUGAAGCAUAUGAACAACGCUCGCUAUGUCCGUGAACUGGACUUCGCCAGGUUCCACUUCUACGAUAGAACUGGAAUUUAUGACAAUAUCAAAGCAGCCAAGGGUCACGCGUUGCAAGGCGCGUCUAGCAUACGAUACAGAAGGACUAUUCCAAUAUUCUCCUUCUAUAAAGUAGAGACAAAGCUGGUGUAUUGGGAGGACAAAACGCUUUUCAUCGAACAAAAGUUCAUCACGACUAGCGACGGGUUCGUCCGUGCUAUUGUGUUGUCUCGUCAAAACCUUUUGGAAGUGGACGCAGCGAGGCUGUUCAAAGAUAUACCCGGUGCGGACAGCAAGCCGGAAUGUCCUGAGGAGAUCCGCCACUGGUUACAAUCUAUAGAAAUAUCCAGCGCACGGUUAAGAAAGAAGGAUUAAAAGAUGCCGAAAUAUGUUUUCGUGCGGAUUGUACGGAAUACGUAAACUUAUUUUCUUCAGGGCUGUAUUUUUUAUGUUAUUGUUUGUGACACUUUAUAAAAUUCUCUCUCUCUCUCUCUAUUAAGGUAUCUUAUUGUUACUAAUGAAUUACUACGUUAUUUAUUUAAAAUGUAAGAAAAUUCAGUAGUUUUCCUUCGGUCUUGAAAACGUGCUUA
Molecule: messenger RNA, 922 nt
Organism: Papilio polytes (common Mormon)
Lineage: Eukaryota; Metazoa; Arthropoda; Insecta; Lepidoptera; Papilionidae
Product: protein THEM6-like
Exons: 3
Coding region: 120-707 (195 amino acids)
Source: RefSeq, a predicted model, not a curated record